AACUAUAUAUUGUAAUAUAGAGUCAUUUCCAUAUCUAAGUUAGAGAAAACCAUGGCUCUUAAAGGCAACUUGGAAACUGUUGUGGAACUCAAGUCAAGUCCUGAGAAAUACCUGAGUUUCUGGAAGGGCCAAGCUCAUCAGGUUCCCAAUCAUUCUCCCACUAAUAUUCAAGGAGUUCAUGUCCAUGAAGGUGAUUGGGAGACCUCGGGCUCCAUCAAGGUCUGGAAGUACACUAUAGAGGGAAGAUCUGAGGUUUUCAAAGAGAAGGUCAUAAUAGACGAUGAGAAAAAAACAUUAACUUUCAUUGGUCUGGAAGGUGAUCUACUCAAGAUUUAUAAGGUAUUUAAUAUUAUCUGGCAAUUCACAACUAAAGGUCAAGGGAGUUUGUCAAAAGUGAUUAUCGAAUACGAAAAACUGAACGAGAAUGUUCCUCCUCCUAAUAAUUACCUGGAUUUGGUGGUUACAAUCACCAAAGAAAUUGAUGAGGGAAUCUCCAAAGAGUAAAAAUGAGAUCUAUGUUCAAGUUUGUUAAAUAAAUUGAGUCUUGUCUUGUGUGAUAUAUUAUGUACGUAAAAAUCGAAGAGUGAGCUGAGACGAUAUUAUUAAAUAAGAGUUAUUAGUAUUAUUAAUAUUAUAAUAUCAUGAUGUUAUUAAGUGAGAGUUAUCAGUAUUGUUAAUGUUGUAAUAUCGUUGUAUGAACUACUAAAUAAAGGGAAAAUUGCAGCUUCUGCUGCUUUUCUAUUA
Manihot esculenta (cassava) is the source of this 744-nucleotide messenger RNA. RefSeq names its product MLP-like protein 328. The record is from RefSeq and is a predicted model, not a curated record. NCBI's taxonomy places the organism in Eukaryota, Viridiplantae, Streptophyta, Magnoliopsida, Malpighiales, Euphorbiaceae. Gene Ontology annotation, biological process: defense response. Bases 52 to 504 code for a protein of 150 amino acids. The transcript has 2 exons.